CGCCAAGAAUUCGUUUUGUGUUUGCAUCAAUUCAUUCUAUGAAAGAUCAUUAAUUUUUUAUUUAUAAAACAAAUCUCAUUAUAGUUAAUUUGCGUGCUUUUCGCUUAUUUCAAUAUGUUUAAUUAAUAUAACGGAAUAUGUUUGUAGACUGUGAACUUGUGAAAAGUGCUUAAAUUAUUCAAAAGGAAAAUAAGAAAAGAUUGCGUGCAACAGAGAAAGCAUUUAAACUAAAGAAAGAAAUGUAAAUUUAAUAACAUCCCACAACUUUAAAUCAAUCAUAAAAUGAGUCUAAAUAACAAUGAGCCGUUCCAUCAGCUUGAUGAAGAACGUAAAAGAAGACUGUUGGAAUUGGAACAGCGAAUUCGGGAACCAGGCAGUAUUGCUUGUGUUGAUAGUCUCUUAGACACAGUGACAGCUCUGAUUGCUGAUUGUAGUCUCGAUCCCGUAAAGCAGCUGAAAAAUAUUGAAGCAUAUACAAGCAGAUACACGAACCUUGCCAAUGAGAUCAUUGGGCUUCGUAUGAAACCUGACGACUUCGAUGUCAUCAAAUUAAUUGGUCGUGGUGCUUUUGGUGAAGUUCAACUUGUUCGUCAUGUUUCGUCGAAGAAAGUUUAUGCUAUGAAACGUCUUAGUAAAGUGAGGAUGAUCAAACGACCAGAUUCAGCUUUCUUUUGGGAAGAACGUUUCAUCAUGGCACAUGCUAAUUCUGAUUGGAUUGUUAAACUUCAUUAUGCUUUUCAAGAUAAUAAAUAUCUUUACAUGAUUAUGGAUUACAUGCCGGGUGGUGAUAUCGUUGGGCUUAUGGCUCUAUACGAAAUACCAGAAAAAUGGGCCAUAUUUUAUACAAUGGAAGUUGUAUUAGCACUUGAUACCAUUCACAACAUGGGCUUUGUUCAUCGAGAUGUUAAACCAGAUAACAUGCUUUUGGAUAAAUUUGGGCAUUUAAAGCUUACUGAUUUUGGAACGUGUAUGGCAAUGGAUGACGAUGGUCUUGUGAGAUCGAAUAGUGCUGUUGGAACACCUGAUUACAUCUCACCUGAAGUGUUGAAAGGUGAUGGAGGAAUUUAUGGUCGAGAAUGUGAUUGGUGGUCAGUUGGAAUUUUUCUUUAUGAAAUGUUAGUUGGUGACACUCCAUUUUAUGCUGAUUCGCUUGUUGGAACGUAUGGGAAAAUCUUUGACUUUAAAAAUUCUUUGAAAUUCCCACAAGAAGUUGAAUUAAGUCAGAAUGCAAAAUCGCUUAUUAAAGCUUUUCUAACUGAUCAACAUCAUCGAUUAGGGCGAAGUGGAAUUGAAGAUAUUAAACGUCAUCCAUUCUUUGAAAAUGAUCAAUGGACUUGGGAUAAUUUACGUGAAUCAGUACCGCCUGUAGUGCCUGAAUUAAGUAGUGAUGAUGAUACAAGAAACUUUGAAGAUAUUGAAGAGGAAACGAAUGAUGGAAAGGAAGAAGUUUUCGCUGCAUCAACAGCUUUCGCUGGAAAUCAUUUGCCAUUUAUUGGAUUCACUUACACAAGCGAUUAUCAGCUUCUAAAUAGCAGCGGAAAAGAUAUUGUUGACAGUAAUGGAACAACAUCAUCAACAACGUCGAGUGGACGUUUACAUAAUCACGUUCAUCGUCCAUCAAAUAGUGCUGAGAUAAUGAAACUUGAAGCAGCAUUACAACGUGAAUUAAGCACAAAAGAAAUGUUGGAAAAGCAGGAAAAGAAUUUACGACAACAAAUCGAAGUCAUCACACAAAGAGAAAUGGAAAUUCGUAAUUUAGCGAACAGUCACGAGAAGGAACUUGCAAUGCUUAAACAUAACUUCCGAGAGGCUCAAAGAAAAGCUGAAAAUGAACUUGAAUUACGUCGAAAGACUGAAUCGGUUUUGAAUGAAACUAAAAAACGUCUUGAAGAUGAACAAAAUAAAAGAAAACGUGAGUUAAAUAGCAGUCAACAACAUAAUGAUAAGAUCAACAUGCUAGAGAAGCAACUUGGAGAUUUUCAAGAAAAAUACAAAACGGAAACUGAAAACAGUCAAAAAUUGAAGAAACAAGUUGCUGAACUUCGAUUAGCAAAGAGUGACAUGGAGCAGAAAACUGAAGAAUUGCAAUCGAUUCUCACUGGAUUACAAGCACAACGCGAUGUUCUUCAACAAGAAGUUGCUGACUUAGAAACACGAUUAGCUCAAGAACGAACAGCAAGAGCACAAGGAGUCGAACUUCAGAAAGAACUUGAAGGUAAAAUUAUCACAAUUCAUGCUGAUUUAGAACGUUGUGUGACACGCGAGAUGAAAGCUAUUGAAGACAAUCGAUGUUUAAGCGAGAAAAUCUCUGAUUUGGAAAAGGAAAAUGCUUCAGUUGAACUUGAAUUAAAAGCUGUUCAAAAUCGAUAUCAACAAGAAUUGAAAACACGUCAAGAGAUUGAGAAGUCACAAUUGGUUAGCAGAGAUGAUACAAGUAUGCAAGAAGUGAAAGCAUUACAAGCGAAACUCAAUGAAGAGAAGUUAGCAAGGCAAAAAUCCGAUCAAGUAUCACAAGAGAAAGAACGACAAAUUUCAAUGUUGUCAGUUGAUUAUCGACAAAUUCAGCAACGUUUACAGAAACUUGAAGGCGAAUAUCGACAAGAGACUGAAAAAGUUGGAGUCUUACAUAGUCAGUUGGAGCAAGAACAAAGCAAGAAGUCUUCGUUGUUAUCUGAGUUCAGUCUUCAAAGUUCAGAAGUCGCGCAUUUGAAAGCUCGAGAAAUUCAGUUGGUGAAGGAAGUUCAACAACUACGUGAAAUGAAGAAAAAGUUUGAAGAAGAUAUGUCGAGAGUGAAAAAUGCUCAUAAUGCUGAUAUUCUACAAAUGAAAGAGCUUCAAGAUCAACUUGAGGCUGAACAAUAUUUCUCACGUCUCUACAAAACUCAAAGCAGUGAACUUCGUGAAGAAAUGGAUGAAAAAUCAAGAGAAAUUCAAGAUUUGGAAGAAGAGAAAUCUUCAAUGCUACAUCAACUUCAAUUAGCAGCAGCACGUGCUGAUUCAGAAGCAUUGGCAAGAUCAAUUGCUGAAGAGACAGUUGCUGAUCUCGAGAAAGAAAAAACAUUGAAAGAACUUGAACUCAAAGAUUUAAUUGCUAAACAUCGUAAUGAUAUUGCAGCUAAAGAAUCACAAAUGCAGACACUUCGUGACACUGAAAAUGAACUCAAUGCUAAACUCACGAUAAAAAUAAGUGAACUUGAAGAAAUGAUGAGUCAAUCAAAGAAACUUCAAGAUGAUUUAACAAAAGCGAAAUCAGAUCAAACAGAAAUUGAGAAGCUUCAAGCAAAACUGAAAAAUGAAACAUUGCUCAAACAGACAGCUGUGAAUAAACUCGCUGAAAUUAUGAAUCGUCGUGAUGGGGUGAUACCUGGAAAACAAAAAACAAAAGGAAGUGCCAGUUCAAGUGCCGAACUUAAGAAGAAAGAAAAGGAAAGUCGACGACUUCAAUUGGAGCUGACACAAGAAAGAGAUAAAUUCAAUCAAUUAAUGCAGAAAUAUCAGGAUAUUCAGAAUCUUCUGCUUGAAGAGCGACAAUCAAAAAUGAAACUUCAAAUGGAGAAUGAUUGCAAAGCAACAGAAAUUGAACAUCUUCAGAUGAAGCUCAACGAGACAGCAUCGUUGUCAUCAGCUGACAAUGAUGCAACAGAGGAAGGUCAAGAUACGAUCUUUGAAGGAUGGCUGCAUGUGCCAAACAAACAAAACAUUCGUCGACAUGGGUGGAAAAAGCAAUAUGUUGUUGUUUCAUCUCGUCGUAUCAUCUUCUAUAAUUCCGAACAAGAGAAACAAAAUCGUGAUUCGAAUUUAAUCUUGGAUUUGAGCAAAGUAUUCCACGUUCGUUCUGUCACACAAGGCGAUGUGAUACGUGCCGAUGCCAAAGAAAUUCCAAGAAUUUUCCAAUUACUUUAUGCUGGCGAAGGUGAAGCACGAAAGCCUGACGAACAGAAUCUUGAUAUGUCGAUGAAAAAUCAAGAUGAAUUAAGGCCUGGAAAUACAAUUUUCAAAGGACAUGAGUUUGUUCAAAUCAGUUAUCACAUGCCAACAACAUGUGAAGUUUGCCCGAAGCCAUUGUGGCAUAUGUUUAGACCGCCAGCCGCUUAUGAAUGCAAAAGGUGCCGAAUAAAAGUCCACAAAGAUCACAUUGACAAUAAUGAUCCACUUGCGCCUUGCAAGUUGCAUCAUGAUCCAAAUAGUGCUCGUGAUAUGCUUCUGCUUGCCUCAUCACCAGAAGAUCAAAACAAAUGGGUGUCGCGUCUUUCAAAGCGAAUCCAAAAAUCAGGUUACAAGGCAAAUUCUACUUCUAACAAUUUGAAUAACACAAUUUCAUCUGGUGAUGGUCCAAAAAUAUCGCCAAGUCAAUCGACACGCUCAACUUAUAAGCCGUAUGCUGCUAAUAACUUACAAAAAUCUGCCACACUACCAGCCAAUUCAUCACUGAACAAACAACAGACUUCCUGAGACAAUAAUUGAUAACAUUGACAUAAUCACUUUCAAUUUCUCAUGCGUGGGUGGAUGAAAAAAAAAAGUUCAGUGAAAUGAAUAGAAAGUUUUAGAAGCUGGCUGACUAAUUAACUUACAUCUUGUUGUACUUUUAGUUUUGUCCAACAAGUCAAAUUUUAUCUAUGUUAAUUCUAAAUAACAAAAACUAAUCUUUAUAUCUAUCACUGACUUUUCUUCUUUUAUUUUUCAUCUGAAUCUUUUCUUUCUUAUUUUACAAAAUCCGUCAUUUUAUUAAUCUUCACGUGAACAUUUUCCAUUGUAAGUUCAAUUCAAUAUUUUUAUGAGUUUUCUUAAAAGUGUAAAUAGAAUUUAGAAGUUUGAAUUUUAAAGAAUAAUUUUUGAAAAAACACGGAGAGGAAUUUUUGAUGUUUAAAUUUUGAUUGAGAGACGAAGACAUUCCGAUUAAGUAUCACAUCCAUUUUAAUAGCAGAUAAUUUUCUUUUGUUCAAUGGAAAAACCAGCAGCUUAUUUAUAAACAGAAGGAACCAAGUACAUUAUUUCUAAUUUAAAAAAAGAGUUUUCAUACUUAAAAAUCUUUUUAAAAUGAAGCUCAACAACGAUUGUCAUAAGAAAAGAAAAAUUUAAUUUCUAAGACGAAAAAAUCCAUCAGACUUAUUAAGGAAGAAGUAACAUUUAAGUGCCUUUAUUACGUUUUAAAGAAUCGAAAACAAUAAAUCAUCUUAAUCAAGAAAUAAAAUAAAAUUUGUUAUUUUUAUAAAAUCUUUGUGUCGUUUUUUGAUAAAAUUUCGAAGAAGAAUUUUUGAUAAAAUUAAAUUUUACUCGUAAGAAUUGUAGCAACAUUUUAAGAUUUUGUAAAUAAAAAUUGAAAAUUAU
Clunio marinus is the source of this 5328-nucleotide messenger RNA. The record is from the annotation of a GenBank genome assembly. Lineage: Eukaryota; Metazoa; Arthropoda; Insecta; Diptera; Chironomidae.